Diatraea saccharalis (sugarcane borer) is the source of this 1265-nucleotide messenger RNA. The record is from the annotation of a GenBank genome assembly. Lineage: Eukaryota; Metazoa; Arthropoda; Insecta; Lepidoptera; Crambidae.
AUGACUUACAUAUUCCUUAUCGUUUGCUGCUCAGCACUAUUUGUACAGAAUGUUAUAAGCCAAGUAAUCCCGACCUCAGUAGUGGGCGCUAGUACUGCUGUCAACAACGCCAUUGAUCUGUCCAACAUUGGUUAUUUUGCCAACAGUGGAUUAUCAGCUAUUGGUAACACGGACGUGGCUACUAUUAGUAACACUGGUUUAUUGGCCGGUUCCAACAUAGCUGCUGUUGGUGGUCUGUCGGGCUUGGAUGUGGUUGCCAGCGGGCCUAUAGUCGUAACCAGUAUCUCACCGAUCGGCCCUAGUGGUCUUGCAGUUGCAUCUGAGAACGUAAUUGAGGGUAUUCUGAAUGUCAGUGGCCAAUUGCCUUAUUUGAGUGCUGUGGCUUUCGAAGGAACUUUGCCGACGUCUGGAUCUGGAGUCGCCACUUGUGGCUGCGGCUCUGGUAAUGUUGGCAUUAUUGCUUAAGUUUUACCUAUAUCAAGUAUCAGUACUGUAAUGAGAUUUGCCACUGGCAGUGAUAUUGUUCUAGGAUAUUAACAUGAAUUAUUUAAAUAAAUAUUGUUGAUAUUUUAAUUACACUUUUAUUAUAUAUUAACAUAAUAUUAUAACAAUCUUAUCAUUCCUUUUUUGAAAAAUUGAAAGUAUUUACGAGUAUUUUAUCAAAGUUGUCUUUUAAAUUUUUUCAAGAAGUAAGAAAACGACAUACUUAUUUAUUUAAACAAAUAGAAUUAAACAAAUAAAUAUUUAAACAAAUAGAUUUAAGUAUACAUAUUUACAUAAGUUUUAAAUAAUUAUUGAAACAGUUUUUGUAAUAUGACAUUCAAAGGUUCCAACAGCUUCUCGAGAUUAUGGAAACAAUAUACUACGCAUUUUUGUUCGUCUUAAUAAUAAUAUAAGUCGUUUGGCGAUAAAUCAGGAGAAUAUCGAAGAUAAGAUAUAAUUUUGAUGCUUUUCUCCUUCAAAUAGUCAAUUGUUUGACGUGAUAUUUGGCAGUUGACACUGUUGUGAUGAAGAAUAUUACUAUUAAUUAAGACGACGUCAAUUAUUUUUGAUAAAAAUUUAACUUUAUGCGGAAUUCGGUACAUUUAAAUUUGGUUUCUGGAUAAAAUAUAUUAUAUCAACGUUUCGUCAUCUGUUUCGGUAUUGCAUACUAAUUUUCGAGUGACUGAAUUGUUUUUUUUUUAUUAACAUUUCCUUACACCAACUCGCGCGAGUCUGUUAUAAGAUAGGGAGAAAUGGCGCAGAACUCAAUUAGAAUAAAUCUG